AUGUCGAAAAGGACAUUCUCAGCCGCGGUCGCGGUACUAGUCGCGAUCCUCGCCUACCUCGCGGUGACGCUCGUUGGGCAGGACGAGGCAUACGUCGCGCCGGUCCAGGGCAAGAACAACACGGCCCUGUUCGUCGUCCUGCCGCACCAUGGCCUGUCCAACGUGCACUUGGCCACGGCCCAGGCGCUCAUGGAGCGCCACCCGCAGAUCAAGAUGGAGUUCCUGUCGUUCCCCAAGAUCGCGGGCAAGGUGAAGCGCAUGUCCGACCUGGGCCUGGCGAGCAACCCCAAGGCGCAGCCGAUCGGCUUCCGCAAGCUUCACGGCCGCAACUACGACGACGUGCUCGCGGAGGUGGUGGGCACCGACGGUAUCGAGGGCGUCCUCACGCUGCCGGGGCUGAAAGGCAUCGACAAGUUCUGCAGGGACCUGCAGAUGUACGUGUCGCCCUGGCCGGCUGAGGAGCACUACGAGAUCUUCUCCGAGAUCGCCCAGGUCAUCAACGAGACCGACCCUGCCGUGGUCGUCCUGGACUCUAUCUUCGCGCCUGCGAUCGAUGCCACGCGUGAGAGCAAGCGGCUUCACUCUAUCAUUUCUCCCAAUACGAUCGUCGAUAUCUUCGCUGCUAAGCAGCCUUGGGGUGGCAUGUUCUGGAAGUACCCCAUGAUGGGCGCGGGUUUCAAGUUCCCUCUCCCCUGGUAUAACAUCCCUUCCAAUGCGUACCAGGUCGCCCGGCUGGUCGCCCGCAUGCUCUACACGCCCGAUGUCACCGCCAAGAAGAAGUACCUCAUGGAGAAGGGGCUCAAGAACCCGAUCAACUUCUUCAAGAUGCACCACGAGGACGCGCCGUGGAUCACGCAGACCAUGGAGGGCGCGAGCGUGCCCGUCGAGGUCAUCCCGCGCAACGUCUCUGCCGUGGGCCCCAUCGUCAUAUCCGUCGCGUCGGCCGAGGAGCAGGACCCCAAGAUGCACGCUUGGCUCGCCAAGGGGCCGACCAUCCUGGUCAACCUCGGCAGUUCCGUCACCUACAGCCAAGUGCGCGCGACCGCCAUGGUCCAGGGGAUGAAGCAAGUGUUGGACCAGACCGACGUUCAGAUCCUGUGGAAGUUCCGCAAGGCCGAGGAAUACUCUGAUGACUUCUUGGCCCCUGUCAAGGACUACCUUGCGAGUGGACGGCUGAGGCUGGAGAAGUGGCUGACUGUCGACCCGACCUCCAUCCUGGAGAGCGGCCACGUCGUCGCAUUUGUGCAUCACGGUGGAGCUAACUGCUACCAUGAGGGCGUCUACGCUGGUGUUCCGCACAUCAUCCUGCCCCUCUGGGUUGACCUCUACAACUUUGCAGCGCUCGUGGAGACGUUUGAGAUCGGAGUGUGGGGGUGCCCAAAGACGUCGCCCUACUGGUCAGGAGAGUGUAUCGGCGAUGCCAUUCUCAAGGUCGUUGAUGGCGGUGAAAAGAGCAAGGCCAUGCGCGAGAAUGCGCGGAGCCUGGGAGAGGCUGCCAAGAAGACUCCUGGCCGAUACGGUGCUGCUGAGACGAUUGCACAGCUCGCAGGCUCAGGUUACUAG
Messenger RNA from Thyridium curvatum, 1563 nucleotides. RefSeq lists its product as uncharacterized. The transcript is spliced from 3 exons. The record is from RefSeq and is a predicted model, not a curated record. Gene Ontology annotation, molecular function: UDP-glycosyltransferase activity. The coding region runs from base 1 to 1563 and encodes 520 amino acids. Lineage: Eukaryota; Fungi; Ascomycota; Sordariomycetes; Thyridiales; Thyridiaceae.